Molecule: messenger RNA, 957 nt
Organism: Bufo bufo (common toad)
Lineage: Eukaryota; Metazoa; Chordata; Amphibia; Anura; Bufonidae
Product: olfactory receptor 13F1-like
Exons: 1
Coding region: 1-957 (318 amino acids)
Biological process (GO): G protein-coupled receptor signaling pathway
Cellular component (GO): membrane
Molecular function (GO): G protein-coupled receptor activity; olfactory receptor activity
Source: RefSeq, a predicted model, not a curated record
AUGUGCAUGGCCCUAAAUCCAAAGGAAGUCAUCAGGGAAUUGAUAGAGAACCAAACAAGUAUUGAGAAUUUUGAGAUUGUGGCUUUCUACCACUUAGCAAAGAACCGUCCUGUUUUUUUUGCUCUAUUUUUCUUCAUCUACUUGAUCGGAUUACUAGGUAACAUCAUAAUAAUCAUAACAGUCAUCACUGAUGUGUCACUACAUAAGCCCAUGUACAUCUUUCUAACCAACUUAUCUUCUGUGGACAUUAUUUUCACGUCAUCGACUCUGCCGAAACUGAUGGACAUCUUACUCACCGGAAACAACUCAAUAUCCUUUGUAGAAUGCUUCACCCAAAUGUGUUUGUACACAUUUGCUGCUUGUACGGAGGACAUGCUUCUGUCUUUUAUGGCCUAUGACCGAUAUGUGGCCAUCUGUAAACCCUUAUAUUAUCAUAUGAUUAUGAACAGGAGGAAUUAUAUGUUGGUUCUUGUGAGUAUAUUGAUUUCAACUGCUGUUGAUGCCUUGUUUCUUACUCUGACCAUUUAUCAGAUGAAUAUAUGCCAUUCUAAUAAAAUACAACAGUUCUUCUGUGAGCUCAAGGCUUUCGACAGAAUUCUUUGCAACAGCACUAAACUUCAUCUCAUCAUCGUUGCGGAGGUCAUAAUUGGGCUCAUCUUAUUUCUUCUUAGUUUAAUAUCAUACAUCAAAAUAAUAUCUCUUGUUCUGAGCAUUUCUUCCACAACGGGUCAGAAGAAAGCCUUCUCCACCUGCACCUCACACCUUACUGUCUUGGGUAUGUUCUACGGGGCCGGUAUGUGCAUGUACCUAAAGCCUCCUUCAGAACAUUUAGAGGAACAGGACUUGGUUUUAUCAACGCUGUUCUCGGCAGUGACCCCCAUGUUAAAUCCAAUUAUGUACAGCCUAAGGAAUGAGGAGGUAAAGUUGGCCAUAAAGAAAAUAAUUACCUUGAAAUAG